AUGAUAGUUGACUUCAGCAGCAUCACCAAUGAUCCCUGUUACAACUAUCAGUCUCUGGAUCGUCCCUGGAGAGCAACAACUGAAAGUGAUUUGAGAAUUUGUGACAGCGAUUUCUCCUGGAAUGGCUGGUACCGACUUUAUCAUUAUGGGAUGAACAUCCAAAUGCCAGAGAGCUGUGUUGAUCCAUUCAGCUGUAAUGCAGGCUUCGGUCUGUGGCUCAAUGGUUCUCACCCUCAGAUAGAAGAUGGGGUGGUGACCCGUGAGGUCUGUGCGGCAAAUAAUAUGGGUAGUUGCUGUGAUGUUGAGUAUGAACCCAUCAGAGUUAAAGCCUGUCCAGGAAAUUACUACGUCUAUGAACUUGUGAAUCCAUACAAUUCAGGUCUAUAUUAUUGUUCAGGAUACUGCACAGACAUCAGCACUAUAUCACAGACGAUUCCCACAACAACUCCAGCUAUGAUUACUGGAUCCAGCUUCACCUUGAGUGACCCAUGCUCAAACUACAACAUACUGGACAACAACUGGAGGACCACACUCCAUUACUGGUAUUGGUAUGGAUUUACAUUUGGACAUGAUGACACUAUGGUAAAAUGGGAUGGCUGGUAUCGACUCUUCAUCAAUGGAUUGAGUGCUCAGAUGCCCGACUGGUGUGUUUCUUCCAUGGCAUGUGGGGGUUAUACUUCUCUUUGGCUUGGUGGUUCUCAUCCUGGAGUAGAAGAUGGAGUUGUUACUCGUGACGUCUACGGCUCUUAUUUUGACCAGUGCAGUCGUUUCACAUCAAACCCAAUCCAAGUCAAAGCUUGUCCUGGAGAUUAUUAUGUCUACAAACUCACCAGACCAAAUUUAUCAAUUGCAGACCCUGUAUAUUGUGCAGUUGCUUUCAAAACUCCAAGUGUUGACCCCUGCGAUAGCUACAACAUUCUGGAUGAACCCUGGAGAUCCAUUGAUAAUUAUCACUAUUACUUCAGCAACCAAACCAUGUCUGAUUAUUUUGUUAAUUGGAAUGGCUGGUACAGACUUUUCAUCAAUGGUCAGAGUGCUCAGAUGUCAGAGUCGUGUGUUACUCAGUGGCAUUGUGGCACUUAUUGCCCACUGUGGCUGAAAGAUCCUCAUCCAAAGCUGGAAGAUGGAGUGGUCACACGAUUUGUCUGUAUGUCUGCAUGGGAAGAUUGUUGUGGUAUAAAAUUUCAUCCCAUACAAGUCAAAGCCUGUCCAGGAAAUUACUAUGUUUAUGAGUUUGUCAGACCAAUAGGCAUUUCUGCUUACUGUGCAGAAGUCACAGGCAUCACCACAGAGACUCCGCACAUAGAGUCAAUUACUACGCCCAUCACAAUCACUGAUAAAUCACCUGCCUACAUUCUACCCUCAGCUCUGACUGAUCAGUGUUCUGCACUGAACUGUACUGAAGAUGAAUGGUGUGGAGAGAUGAACGGUGUUUACGGCUGUUUCUGUAAUAAGAACCAAACCAGAUCUGAUCCUGACUCUUUUGAUUUCUUUGAAACCUGUGAAAGCAGUACAGGUUCUAUAUCUAUAUCUCGCUGUCAGCUCUUUGAAGCUGGUUUUUCAGCUGAUGGCCUGCACCUCAAUGAUCCCAGCUGCAAAGGAAUCAUCCAGAAUGGCCGAGUGGAGUUUAGUUUUGAUAACAAUGGACACACCUGUGGUACAAAUCUUGUGGCCAAUGGCACUCAUAUUAUCUAUGAGAACUUUAUUUUGGGAGCCCCAGGGUCAUCUGAAGGUCUCAUCAGUAGAGAGAGAAUUCUGCAGAUAUCUUUCAGCUGUGUUUACCCCCAAACCCAAACACUAUCUAUGAUAGAAAUCAACCCACUGGAGAGUGUUGUGCACAAGACCCUGCCUGCUGGUCAUGGGAUGUAUCAGGUUCGAAUGAUCCCUUAUCAGGAUGUUGGGUUUUCUCAGCCCUUCAAUGGUAGUGUGAAUGCAGAACUCAACCAGGAGAUUUUUGUUGAGGUUCGUGUUGAUGGGGUUGACAGUCGACAGUUGGUGACAGUGAUUGACACAUGUUGGGCUACACCUGUGAAUGAUCCAGAUUACAGUCUGCGCUGGGAUCUCAUCACUGGAGAGUGUCCAAAUCCACAUGAUAACACAGUGAAGCUUCUUCAGAAUGGUGUCUCAACAUCCAGCCGUUUCUCCUUCAGGAUGUUCAUCUUCAACUCAAACUUCACUAAAGUUUAUCUGCACUGUGCUGUUCAUCUUUGUAUUCUGGCCAACAAUUACUGCUCAGCGCCCUGUGUCUCUGGAUAUCAUCAGAGGAUCGGCAGAUCUCUGGAUUUUCAUGACAGUUCCUCCAUAUCCAUGGGUCCUCUGAUUGGGUCUGAUGGAAACACAGAUAUCUCACAUCAAAUGAAGUCAGUGGCUCCGUGUCUGUGUAGUUCUUUGAUGCAGUUGCUUGUUUCUCUCAUGACUUUUUUUACCUUCCCUAAGUAAAUUUUCACAAAAUAUAAACAAUGCUUUACUUAAGAAUAAUCUCAUUUUAAUGUUUGAGCAUGUUUGAGCUGCUUUAAUUUGAAAAAACCUUGUCCUGUUUAAUUAUAACAUAUUUCGGUGACAUUGUUUUGUCUUAAGAUGCACACCUAUAGUGUUUUUUGUAAGUUAUGUUUGUAAAAAAACUUCUUAAAAGACCUAAUAUAAAUAAGGCCUAGUCCUGGAUUAACCUAAACCCUGUCCAGGAAACUGCCCCUAACAGUUUAUUUAGAAAUCUUUUGUAUUUUCAUGUGCCUUGUGCAAAGUUUAAUAUGCAUAAGUUAGAAAAGUUAAUUGGUGCCCCUCCUCUUUGAGGUGAGAAGAUGAAAGUUUGGUGUGUGUGCUGUCCAUGCUGUAAUGCCAAGGCUGAUUAAAAGAAAGAAAUAUGAAUUAU
Molecule: messenger RNA, 2869 nt
Organism: Misgurnus anguillicaudatus (oriental weatherfish)
Lineage: Eukaryota; Metazoa; Chordata; Actinopteri; Cypriniformes; Cobitidae
Source: RefSeq, a predicted model, not a curated record